Messenger RNA from Zea mays, 1867 nucleotides. NCBI's taxonomy places the organism in Eukaryota, Viridiplantae, Streptophyta, Magnoliopsida, Poales, Poaceae. The record is from RefSeq and is a predicted model, not a curated record.
AACACAGAGCACUUUGGACACCAGUGAAGAGCAACAGUCCCUCCCCCCCUGACCCCACGCCCUCCGUGCCGUGCCCACUCCUCUCCCCGCAGCUUCGGGCCCCUGCCAUGCCGUCCUCGUCGUCGCUGAUCCAUGGCAUCUCCAUCUCCGUCUCCGACGACGACGAGGCCACCGGCAAGGUGCGCGUCCGCGUCCGCCGCAAGCGCUCCCGCGGCCCCGCAUCCGCUUCGGCGCGCCGCCGCCGCAUCCUCUUCCGCGCCGCGCGGCUGGGCGUGCCGCUCCUCCUCGCCGCCCUCGCCGUGUGCCUCCUCCUCUACGAGUCCUACCGCCUCACGCCUUCCCGCUCCUCCACACUGCCUCCGCCGUCCUUCGCGGACAUCAGCCGCCUCUCCCGCAACGCCCGCGCCGCCGAUGGCGCCAGGAAGUCAUGCCUGAAGUUUCUUGAUCCUGAGAAGCUUCAAAAUUUGGAACUUCCAGAAAUUCCUGAAACAAAUUUGUCGAUGAAGGAAGUUCUGUACAGAUCAAGUCUGCCCCAUAUCGUCAAUGAUACACCACCACAUACAGAGAAUUCCCGGUUCAACUUGUUCACAGGAUACCAGACACUCACUGAACGAGAAGAAAGCUUCAAGGUUAACUUUUUGAGCAUUUACAUUUCAAUGAAGAAAAGUGUGACAGUGCACUGUGGCUUUUAUAAUGAAAAUGGAGGGUUCAGAGUUUCUGAUGUUGACAGAGAAUAUAUGAGAUCCUGUGAAGUAGUUGUUGCAACUUGUGCAUUUGGUGGAGGUGACGACCUUCAUCAGCCUAUAGGGAUGACCGAAAAUUCCAUCAGAAAGGUUUGCUAUGUAGCUUUCUGGGAUGAAGUCACCCGUGCAGCUCAAGAGGAGGAAGGACACACGAUCAGUGAAGACCUCGUGAUUGGCCUAUGGCGGAUCAUUCUUGUUAGCGAUCUUCCUUUCUCAGAUCAACGGUUGAAUGGGAAAAUUCCUAAGCUGAUAAGCCAUCGCCUCUUCCCAAUGGCGCGGUACUCAAUUUGGGUGGAUUCAAAAUCUCAGUUCCGGAGAGACCCAUUGGGAGUCCUUGAAGCCCUUUUGUGGCGCUCAAACUCUUCUCUAGCGUUAUCGGAACACGGAGCUCGGAGUAGCCUGUACGAUGAGGCGAAAGCAAUUGUUAAGAAACACAAAGCAACUCCAGAGGAAGUUGAAGUGCAGUUGGAUCAGUACCGACGAGAUGGCAUCCCUGAUGAGAAAAGAUUCAAUGGAAAGAAAGCUCUCGCAGAAGCUUCAGUGAUCGUGAGGAACCACGCGCCGCUGACCAACCUCUUCAUGUGCGCCUGGUUCAACGAGGUGGUCAGGUUCACGUCCCGGGAUCAGCUGAGCUUUCCCUACGUCCUGAGGCGCCUGAGGCCGCCCGGCGUUCACCUGUUCCCGGUUUGCGCGCGCAAGGACCUGGUGAACAGCUUCGGGCACAAGCGCAAGGUGAAGCCGCUCGUCAAGGACACGACGUGAGCCCCUUGUGGAAUUGGGCCUUCGUCUGGGCUAGAGAAGGUCAACCUGCCUGAUUAGUAAUUUAGUGGUAGUAGUCUUCUUCCUUCCAUCCAGUAGUAGUUCAUAAGUAAGAAUCAAACCGUCGUGUAGGGGAGGGUCUUGAGUCUUGACGUAGUGAAAUUACAGUCGGAGACGCAGAGUAGUAGUCACCGAAGGGGUGCAACGUAGGGGUAGGAAUGAUUUAUCCCGGUAACGAAGGAUGUACUUACUAGCUGACGACAAUGGCGCUGUCGACGUUGCUGCAGGCGAAGAUGGCCUGUGCAGCUGUGGUUACCCUUCCCCGUUCCUCAUGAAAAUGAAAGAUAUCUUCUCCCAGUUUUUUU